AUGCACCACAGCUCAGGAGGCUGCAAGCUCCUCCUCUCCUCCACGUUUGACCUGCCAGGCAUCCUUCCACCCUCCUGGAUAUUUUAUUUCUUUCCCCUGACAUCGCGUCCCCAAAUGCACUGACAGCUGGGCUCCAAGUGAAGUGGCUACUGCUGCAUCUAAUUUAAGCAAUCAUAGUGCUGCGAAAAGACAGGGACCGUCAGAUUGCCUGCCCAAAAGGAAACUUAGGAUGUACGCAAAAGGGACAAUAACGGACGAGACCUGACGCGAUCUUGGAACCGAUAAAAGCCGGUAAAGUUAAGCAUGGCAGACGGCUCUUCCAUAAACGGGGAGGACAAGGACCCUGAUAUUGAGCUAUUUGUGAAGGCAGGAAGUGAUGGAGAGAGCAUUGGGAAUUGUCCUUUUUCCCAACGCCUAUUCAUGAUCCUGUGGCUCAAAGGUGUGGUCUUCAACAUCACCACCAUUGAUAUGAAGAGAAAACCACCUGAUUUGAAUAAUCUGGCGCCAGGAACUAAUCCACCAUUCCUGACGUUUAAUGGAGAGGUCAAGACUGACAUCAACAAGAUUGAGGAGUUCCUUGAAGAAGUCCUAGCACCUCCCAAGUAUCCUAAACUGGCCGCAAAGCGGAGGGAAUCGAAUAUUGCGGGGAAUGACAUUUUUGCCAAAUUUUCGGCAUACAUCAAGAACACAAAACCAGAGGCCAAUGCUGCUCUGGAGAAGGGACUGGUCAAAGCUUUGAAGAAACUGGAUGUCUACUUGAACACCCCCCUUCCUGAUGAGGUCACAGAUGAUACGAGCAGCAGCCGGAGGUUUCUGGAUGGGGAUGAGUUGACUCUGGCUGAUUGCAACCUCCUGCCAAAACUGCAUAUUGUCAAGAUUGUUGCUAAGAAGUACCGUGACUUUGACAUCCCGGAAGACAUGGUCGGAGUGCGGCGGUACCUACAGAACGCCUAUGAACGAGAAGAGUUCAUCAACACGUGUGCGGCGAGCCAGGAGAUGGAGCUAGCCUACGUGGAUGUCGCAAAGCGGCUGGCGUAGUUAGGACACCGGGGGCCGUGGCAGCAGCUGUCGCAUUCCCAUGUGUAACAUUAGACAUUUUUAUUUGCGGAACAUGCACCGAAUGAGACGUUCCAUCACUCUUCCAGGCGACUCAAACAAUACAGGGAGACCAUAAUAGAAAUAGGAUUUUUAUUAGCUUAUGACUCUGACCAUUAUAAGUGGUUGGAAGAUGGAUGAAUGGAAGGAUAGACUUUUACUAUUAUUAUUAUUAUUAUUAUUAUUAUGACAGUUAUAAUACACAAAGGGCAGGUUUACACAAAUUUAUUAUACAUCUUGUCAAUAGUAAUCCAUUGAAGGUUUUAUAUAAUGUGAUGUAUAGGGAGGACAAUGCAUGGCCAUUGAAAAUAUUUUGUUUAACCUUUUAGUGUGAGUAUUCCUGUAUGUAAUUGCACAGCAGGCAGAGUUGUGGUCUUACAGCUCCAGGCUUUGGGGUUAAAAUCUAGACCCAAGUCCAUGCGUAUGCAGUCUCUCCAUGUUGUACGAGUUUUCUCUGGAUACUGUUAAUUUUAAUGACACACACUAAAACAAAUUGGCACACGUGGGUGUGCAUGCCCUCCGAUGUACUCUCAUCACAUGUACGGAGUACCGCUGCCUGAGACAGGCUCCGCCCCCAAACCCCAUACAGGAUAAGUGGACAGAUUACAGCAUGUAAAUCCUCAGAUUGCAGCAUGUAAAUACUCUUUUAAUUUGAAUCUUCCUUUUCUCUGUAACGUACAUCCAUAUGUGCAAACUGGACAGCUGUUUGAUUUAAAGAUAUGAAUGGGAUAUAAAAAUAUCGAAUUCUAGUAAUCUGAUUAUUGUUUUAUUUUAAUAGUGAUACUUUGUAUAUAAUUUAUGUGCAUAAAUAAAAGGAAAGGAAGAGUGUGAAUAAUAGGAUAGAACGUACUGAUUCUGAAAUGUAAAGUUUGUUUAUUAAAAAGAAAAAUAAAAGGCAGAGAGCACAA
Messenger RNA from Brienomyrus brachyistius, 2003 nucleotides. RefSeq names its product chloride intracellular channel 5a (gene clic5a). Lineage: Eukaryota; Metazoa; Chordata; Actinopteri; Osteoglossiformes; Mormyridae. Bases 304 to 1038 code for a protein of 244 amino acids. The transcript has 6 exons. The record is from RefSeq and is a predicted model, not a curated record.